Striga hermonthica is the source of this 1302-nucleotide messenger RNA. The record is from the annotation of a GenBank genome assembly. NCBI's taxonomy places the organism in Eukaryota, Viridiplantae, Streptophyta, Magnoliopsida, Lamiales, Orobanchaceae.
AUGGAUAUCUUUAACCUGAAGAAAUUCAGAAAUGCCCAAAAGUCCAAUGCAAAGGAUGUGGGGCAGGAUCAGCCGGAGGAGCCCAAGAACACAAGCACCGGUUUAUUACCAAGGGGCAAAUCGGUAAAUUUGGAUCCGGCCGACAAUGCUGGGACAGAAGAAGAUGAUGACGAUGAUUUCAUCUUGAAUGAGGUGAAGAGGAGGCUCAAGGAGUUGAGGAGGAACAGCUUCAUGGUGUUGAUACCCGAGGAGACUUCCCCGCCAGCUGGCGAAGAGGAAGAGGACGAGGAAGAGGGAGAGACGAGCUCAAGCACUGAGUGGAGGGAUGUUGAGGCUGAGGGCCGCCAGUUCUGGUCCGGUUUUGAUGCUGUGUACGAUGUCUACUGUGAUCGCAUGCUGUCUUUUGACCGAUUGAGCACCCAGCAACUCCUAGAAGUUGGCUGUCACGUUCCUUCGACUCCAUCACCCAGACCCGUUUCUAAAAGGCUGGGAUCUCCCUUUGGCUGCCUUUCCCUGAGAAAGUUUGAGGUGCCGGAAGAGGAAAUUGAGCACUUGCAGCAACCAAUGAACGACCCGUAUCAAGAACUCGAGACUUCGUAUGUUGGUCAAGUGUGCUUGACUUGGGAGGCACUACACUGCCAGUACACGCAGUUAAGUCAGAAAAUUGCUUCCCAGCCCGAAAGCCCCACUGCCUCUUAUAACCAUAGUGCCCAGCAGUUUCAGCAAUUUCAGGUCCUACUGCAGAGGUUUAUUGAGAAUGAGCCGUUUGAAAGGGGCUCUAGGCCUGAAAUCUAUGCUCGGACGAGAAAGUCAUUGGUAAAACUGCUCCAGGUUCCCAAGAUUCAAGCUUCCGAGGUGAAAAGCAAGGGAGGAGAAGAGGCUUCGGAUUUCUUGGUUCUUACCACGGACUUGAUCAGAGUUAUCGAGAGCUCCAUCUUGAGUUUCCACCAAUUCAUCAAAACGGACAAGAAAAAGUCGGGAGGUGUGCGCAAUGUGUUUGGAAGUCAGAAUCAGAUGUUUAUACCCGCUCAACAUGUUCAAUCUUCUCUUGAAAAGAAAGGGAUCAAACUGAAAGAACUUUGGAAGAAGAGCAAGAACUAUAAAAAGAAAUCGUGGCCAACCACAGCCGAGGAUGUGGAGAUGUUGCUUGCGCUAGUCGAUAUCAAAGUGCUGUCGAGGGUUUUGAGAAUGUCGAGGAUUAGCAAAGAACAGCUGUUUUGGUGUGAGGAGAAGAUGAAGAAGCUGUGUUUAAACAACGGCAAGUUGCAGAGAGACCCGUCCCCAAUCCUUUUCCCUUGUUAG